UCCCUCCAGGCUGAAGACUAUAAAAGACAAGGCUAUUCCUUCCUGCCUUGAUAGACAGCCCUCAACAUCAUCGACACUCUACAAGCGCUUCCCACCAGCGGACAUGCCCUACACACUCAAUGCCUGCUUGCUGUUGGUCGCUCUGCUGCAGGGCGUUCAGGUAGCUUCAGUUCAAUUUGCACCCACUGAAAGCCUGGCAGGUGACACUUCAGGUGAGGAGGGGGAGGCAGCCUCCGAGUCUCUGAGCACCUCCAGGUUCUGGGGCCUGAUCCUUGGUGCGACCGAUAAUCACUCAAAGGAGUUUGAAGCUGAAUUCCAAAACCAGGUGAAAUAUCAUAUGUUGGAGGAAUACAACAUCUCCUCACUCCCAGAAAGCUGCCCUUCCUCCGACUUAAGAAAGGAGGCUUGUCUCCACAGGUUGGUCCAAGGUCUAUUUAUCUACCGAGUUCUUAUUAAGCACGUGGAGAAGGAGUAUCCAAGCAACUAUAAACUCUCAGAGGCCAGAAUCAACUGCGGCCGGCUGAUCACCCAUAUCAAAGUAAAUAUGAAGCAUCCCGAAAGUGUAACAGAGCUGAACAGCAGCCAGGAGGAGCAGCUUCUGAAGGAUAUCGACAGCCCUGACACUUACAAGAGAAGGAUGACCGCACACAGCAUCCUGUACCACCUCCGGAACUUCCUCCUCCAAUGCAAAAGAGCGAUCAGAAAAAGAGAAAUGGCCAGAGGAAGAAUGACCAACAGGAACCUGUUACCCAUCAGGUUCAGUAACCAAGUUUAAAAAUGCAAGAAUGAGGUGAAAUUAUGAUGGAAUACCUCAGGGAAUAUUGUAUGCCUCAUUAGGUAAUUUUAACACUUUGUGUUUUCAUUGUUUUUCAAGGGGAACAUGCACUUAGUGGAGGUGAUGGGUUUCUUAAAUUAUAAAGACCUCAAGUCUGGAAUUGCCCACAGUUGCACAACUUAUUUAACCUAUUUAUACUUGAGGAAAAGUUUAAUUUAUUAGUCAGGAUUGUUAGUUUCCAGCACUGAAAAUGCCAUUUGUACUUGAAUGUUAUUUAGAUUUGAGUCUUGAUGAAUUUCUGAAUUGUGGUGAGAUUACUUGAGCAGCAAUUUUGGGACUGCUUAACUUUUCAAAGAAGACAUUUAUUUUCAUAAACAGUGAUUCUGUAACGU
Messenger RNA from Labrus mixtus (cuckoo wrasse), 1167 nucleotides. Its product is annotated as interleukin-6-like. Lineage: Eukaryota; Metazoa; Chordata; Actinopteri; Labriformes; Labridae. The record is from RefSeq and is a predicted model, not a curated record. Gene Ontology annotation, biological process: neutrophil differentiation; myeloid cell development; macrophage differentiation. The transcript is spliced from 5 exons. Bases 104 to 775 code for a protein of 223 amino acids. Gene Ontology annotation, cellular component: extracellular region. Gene Ontology annotation, molecular function: cytokine activity; interleukin-6 receptor binding.